Messenger RNA from Styela clava, 4307 nucleotides. RefSeq names its product ral guanine nucleotide dissociation stimulator-like 1. The record is from RefSeq and is a predicted model, not a curated record. Gene Ontology annotation, biological process: Ras protein signal transduction. Gene Ontology annotation, molecular function: guanyl-nucleotide exchange factor activity. NCBI's taxonomy places the organism in Eukaryota, Metazoa, Chordata, Ascidiacea, Stolidobranchia, Styelidae. Gene Ontology annotation, cellular component: plasma membrane.
AAAUGUGUUCAAAUUUAGCAGCUAUAUACGAUGAUUAUGUUAGUUUGGAUUACUUGUUUUUGUGAAUGAAUUUACCAAUGUGGAUGAUAUUACUUCCUACAAGACAAAACUGGAGGUUGAUAUGACGAACUCUGACGGGGAAGAAUGUUUUUACGGUGCUAGUGGAGUUGUACGCCCAACAUUUUUACCCCUGUCUUUAAAACGGAAUACCUUUUCCCCGACGUUACCGGGAACACCAGAGCAUGGUCUAUGUCCGUCGUUUCAUGGUUUGAUCGGUAUUGCAGAUCAUGACGUCACAGAAUGGGAAAUGCUUUCAUCAUCUAGAUAUGAUGUCAGUAAAUCCUGUUACGACGAUACAACCUCGGACGUGUUUGCGUCAGAAAAGGGCACUUUGCCCCGCGAAGAAAAACCGGCAGUUACGGAACCUCCGUGCAUGGAAAAUACACUAACUUCGAAGAAUAAAGAAUGUGGUUCACAAUGGAAUUCGAACCCCAAAGAGGAGAAAGACAACCAAUGUUGUUCGCAAUGGAUUAGGGCGUAUAUUAGCAAACUUUGGGCUAAAGCCCCCGCUGAACCACCACCAGAAAAUCCCCCAAAACCCAGACAAUUGACUAUAUUAGAAAGGGAAUUUACAUUUAAGCAGCUAAGUCCAAAACGACUUCGCAGAAUUUCGAGAAAGCGACAUAGCGCUACUUCACAAUUCGUAUAUUCAGCAUAUAUAGAGGACACUGUUGUUGAGCUGCGAGAAGAACGCCAUGGUGACGUCAUAUAUUCAAUUACGGUGAAGAAAGAUGGAAGUCUUCCAAGAUGCGACUCGACAUCGAGAUCGUUCUCCGAAGUCAACGUCAUCAAGGAGAAAAACACAUCGCGUCAAGUUAAAGGAGCGACGUUGGAUUUCAUGGUUCGAAAACUAUCUCGAGUAUAUGUCGGAGAAAAUGAAGAUAUCAAUUUUCUUAACGUAUUUCUGACGACGUAUAGAACGUUUUCAUCGCCCGAGGAACUUUUUACAAAACUAUAUGACGAGUACAUGUCCAUCAGGGCGGAAUCAACCUCCAGAAAUUUUCCGAUUCUAAGGUCCAUUGUUCGAGUAAUGCGAGCUUGGCUCGAGCGAUACGUCACUGAUGACUUCUACGAUGAUGGCGAUAAUGUACUUCUCAGAAGAAUGAUGGAUUUUGCGAGAAUUCAUGAUGAUGUAAUGAAUGAAAACGACGCAGUAUAUAUUGCAAAAACGACACAGAGGAGGCGACCCGUUAGUCCAAUUUCACCACGAAAGAAUGGCGUCGCGUUUGGAUCUGGCAGCUUUGCAGACUAUGUCGCAGCAAAAUUAGCGGUAGCAGGGAGACGGAAACGGGGAUCAGCUAAAAGUAGACCUUCAUCGUCGCCAGAUUGCACGCAAAAUCCUUCACUUGAUGUCAAAGCAGAAUCUGCAACUCUUAAUUCUUCUGCAGCGAAACAGUUGUUGAAUCCACUGACUCCUAGAUACAUUGCAACACAACUCACUGUCAUAGCCGCGAAACUCUUUCAUCGCGUUCAACCUCACCACUGUCUUGCUAAAACUCGGCCACAGACGGUUCGGGCAACUAUAGAUCAAUUCAACAAGGUGGUGUUCUGUGUGAUUGGCACAAUUUUGUCUCCAAGUUUAAAACUUUCGCAAAGGACAAAAUUGCUCUCAAAGUGGAUCGAUGUAGCACAGGAAUGUCGUGAACUCAAAAAUUUUUCUUCUCUCCGAGCGAUCGUCUCCGGCUUACAAACUGUCGCCAUUCAUCGAUUAAAAAGAACGUGGAUGGGAGUUCCUCCAUCACAAACUAACUUGUUAAAAGAACUUACUGAUAUCAAUAUGAAGGACUUGAUUACUAAGGUCGGCACAGCGAAAGUCAAUACAGAAGACAGCGCAAUAUCAAGCGUACGUAAAGAAGCAAUGAUUCGCCGUGUGCAAGAUUUACAUUCUGGCAUAGUUCAUGGAACUGUACCAUAUCUUGGAUCCUUUCUCACUGACUUAACCUAUCUAGAUACUGCAAGACCAGAUUAUUUGGAGGGUGGACUCAUCAAUUUUGAGAAACGACGUAAGGAGUUUGAACUUUUGGCCCAACUUCAACUAUUGCAAGCAUCUUGUAGGACGUAUCAAAAUCUAGAUCCUGCUUCCGAAUUUUUAAAAUGGUUCCAAUCAAUCACUGUGCUUAGUGAAGACCAAAGGUUUCAAUUAUCGAUGGUAAUCGAGCCUUCAUCUUCCAGUGUAACAUCUCCGUCGCAAAUUACUAGUCCUCAUAGGAAAACCCUUUCUGAGAUGAUUCAAGGAGAAGCGGAAAGAAGUAGUAUAUUAACGUCAACUCCUAUUAAUAAAUCAAUGAUGACAAAAAAAGUUGAAAAUGGAGAAAAAAAUAAUAAAGUAUCGCAGUCUUUUAAUGGAAGAAUCAAUUCCUCUAGUAGCACACCCGGUCAACAGAACCGUAUCGUCAAAAUUCGCUUGGUUCGAAACAAAUCCGAUGUUCUCUCAGAAACGACCACAGACAGCAAAUCCAUGAACAAUGUAGACAAACCAAUUGCCAACUGCGAAUAUAAAACAAUAUCGAUAAGUUCGGAUGAACGAAGAGCUGCUGUUAUUCGUAAAGCCUUAGAACUUUAUAUGUUGGAUGUGGAAACGAAUUUAAAAAGAUUUUCCCUAGUUCAGGUGCUAAAGGACAGUGAUAGAGUAAUUGAAAUACCAGACACGGCAAACGUUUACUAUGCAAUGAGUAGUUCAGAUCAUGAACCUACGUUAGUAUUACUUGAGGAAGGAGCUGAAAUACCGAAUAAUAAAGUCAAGCGCCACCAGUCAACUCCACAUCGUCCUAAGAAAAAUCGACAUCGUAAGAAUCACAGCAUGUCAUUUGUCGCGGAUUCAGAAUCUGGACGAAGCUCCCCACUUUUUACCAAUGUUGCGUCUGAAAUGAAAAGUCUUUAUCGCCAACUAGCGUUCGGCUCUGUCGCUCUGGUUGGAGGUUCGUCGUACUCUCCGAGCAACGCAGCUAGGCGAUCAUCUGACAGCGAAGGAAGCGAGGUUGCUGGGGCUGACGGUGUAAUACUCCUGAACUCCCGAAGUGGGACCGAAAGUGGCAGCAAAGGUAAAGAAUCUUUGGGGAAAAGACAAAAUAAAAUGCGUGCUACAAUGCCGUAUGGAGGUAAUCCCGUUGGAAUUCAGCGAUCAACAAGGUGCCAUUCUGCAGAUUUUCCAUUGGGCGUUGUUCUACCAGUUAGAGUAGUGAGACCCAGCAUGGCUAGGACUCUCAGUAAGGAUAUUAAACUUUCUAAAUCAGCACCAUGUAGCCCUCACCAAGACAGAAAACAUGGAACUCAAGUAUCUGAAGAUGUAGUAAACGAUAUUGAUGAGAUUACAGCAACUGGUAGACUCACCGAAUGGCCGAGAUAUUCCGCGACCUACAGCAGUACACGACCUACAACUUGGUCAACACGAAGAGCUAUGCGUAAACCAAAGAAAACCCGUUCUACAUCUACGUUUUACGUCGAUAAAAAAUCACUGGAUGUGAAUCAAAAACAGCAAACUCCUGACACGCCAACGUCGAGGUCAAAAUUUUACGUCGAAAUAACGGGUCCUUCAACCUACCAGGAAAGAGAUUCAAACCCUGCGUUUCAUCGUUCGUUUUCAGCUGCUACUUUGCCUCCGCGACUAUCUCCUGAUUAUUCAGGUUACGAUUAUGUAGAGCGUAGGCAGCCGUUUCGAGCCUCUAUUUCGUUAGAUGCAAGAAGUAUUGGAAACGGAUUAUCAAAAUGGGAUCAGUCUUCAUUGCCCAAGUCCUCCAGUUUUACCUCAUUGUCUUCAGACCAGUCUGUACCGGAUGUAACCGGUUCUGAUUCAGGGUCCGGAAUCCAUUUCUCUGUGAUUUCAAACGAAGAUGUUUUUCACGAGAAUCGCUCAGGAACAAAGUCCGAAAAGGAAAAUCAUCCGUCGGCUAACACCGUAUCUUCUCUAAGUAGUCUCGACGAAUCAUCCGGAGCUCCUGUAAUAAAAAUUCAAUGCGCUUCUCCUGACAAUUUACUCGAAGAUUCGGAAUUUUUCAAUCGAUAUGGCGGAAAUUCCGAAGAGAAUAAAGAAAUAUACGAAAACACAGAGGAUCAAAGUACUUAUCUUUGAAGACUGUAAAUCAGUGCUUUAUGUUUAUUUGAAGCUGAAACGUUAGAGACAAUUUGCCAAAUCACAUAUAAAUAAGAUAAUUUCAUUCAAAGAGCCGUCAACUAACACGUCUUGCCAACGUUUUAAAGGAUCCAGUAAAGGACAUUUAGUUUAUCAGGACAAUGAAUAUAAACAACAA